Molecule: messenger RNA, 3190 nt
Organism: Lepidothrix coronata (blue-crowned manakin)
Lineage: Eukaryota; Metazoa; Chordata; Aves; Passeriformes; Pipridae
Product: mucin-4-like
Exons: 11
Coding region: 55-2475 (806 amino acids)
Biological process (GO): cell-matrix adhesion
Source: RefSeq, a predicted model, not a curated record
GCAGGCAGUGGGAUUGAUUCUGAGCCGUCCCUGAGCUCCACCGCAGGCAGUGGGAUGGCAGCUGGGAUAGAUCAACUUCCCGGUGAAGGUUCCUCAUCUGGUCCUGCAUCUCCCAGUGUUGUGGUGGCAGCACCUUCUGUUUCAAGGGGUGAUGAAGCAGGACCCAUCUCAGGUGCAGCCCCUGGUCCUGACAGCUUGUCCUCGGCCUCUCCGGACAGUGAAACUGGCCCAGGGCUCGGUCUGGUGGAGGGGGCAGAGAGUGCACGGGAUGUGGCACAGGCUGGAAACCCAGAAAGUCCCUACAUGGAGACAAAUCCUUCAGCUUUCAGCCCUCAGGAAGAUCAACUGCCUGGUGCAGGUUCCUCAUCUGGUCCUGCCCCUCCCAGUGGUGAGGUCGCAGCAUCCUCUGUUUCAGAUCCAUCCAGCCAGAGUGCACUUGGAGGAGAGGGCAAUGCUCCUGAGGCUCUUCAGCCUUCCCUGGAUGCUGGGCCUGGGGUUCCUGCUGCUGCAGGAGAAGGGACAAGUGAAAUGGCUGGUAAUGGAGAGUCCAUGGGGCAGUCCCAGGCUCCUACUGGAAAUGGACCAGCUGGUUCAGGAACCCCUGAUGAAGAUAUGGGAGAUGUGUUGCAGUCUGUAUCUUCUUCCUCACCUACAGAGGGAUCUUCAUUGCCUGGGAGGACUGAUGAGGCUGUUAGCAAAGCAAAUCUUCCUGGAGCUGAUGGAGUCGAUGGUGGCUUGAAUACAGGCUUGGGGGCUGCUGGCCCCCAGGAAGCCCCUGUGCCUGUCCCUGGCAUCCAAAGUAGUGCCAAUAUUGAACUUUCUGAUGGAAAACAGAGCCAAGUCAAUGUGGUGCAGGUGCCUGGAGGAGCCUCGGUGAAUGGGGGAUCUUCCCCCGGUGCCAGUCUGGUCCCAGUGGCUCCAGACAACAGCGGUGUUUCUGACAGCACGGCCACCUCGACAGCUGCUUCUCUGCUUUUCCCUAAGCAUGGGCUGAGCUCGGGGCUGGCACCCAAUGGAGACACUCACUUUGCCCCUGGCACCCAGAGUGGGAGCAGACCCCUGGUACCAGGGGCACCAUCUGGGCUGGCAGGAGAAUCUGGAGGCAUUUCUUGGUCUCUUGAAGAUGAGUUGGCCUCAGGGAUGCCAGCACCUUUGGGAGAAGCAUCUCCCCAUACUCCCAUAUCCCCCAGCACUGCCCCUGUGCUGCCUUCUGCUCCACAGAGAGGAAAUGCUGCAGAGGGGGUGUCUGUCAGCCCUGGGCUUUCCGCUCCACUUGCAGCACUUCCAGCUGUGCCCCUCUAUGGAUAUGGAGCGAGGGAAAAUGAUCGGGAGUAUGUGGAAAGGAGAGUAGAUUUUAAUUCUCCACUUUUCAAGCCCGAGACUGGAUUCCCAUUUGGGAGAACCCUGCGUGACUCUCUCUACUUUACAGACAAUGGACAAAUCGUUUUCCCAGCCUCGGACAAAGGCAUCUUCACAUAUCCCAACCCUCCUCCUGGCGGCUUCAAUGGCCAUGAGGAGGUUCCCAUGAUCGCUGUAUUUUGGGACAACGCCGACUUCUCCAGAGGGGUGGGCACCACCUUUUACCAGGAGUUCUCCACCCUCAACACGGCCAAGCCUCCGUUUGUCCGUGACGUGGAAGCGAAGGUUCGGCAGUACAUGAGGUCCUCCUACUCUGCAGCCUGGACCCUGAAAAUCACCUGGGAGAAGGCACCUGUCUAUGCAUCACGGAGUGACACCCGGAAGACGAUCACAUACCAGGCCAUCCUGACCACCGAUGGAUUCAGGUCCUACAUCCUGAUGCUGUACCAGGACAGAGGGAUGCAAUGGGAUUACACCAGACUCGCUGCCACCAAUGUGCUCAUCGGCUACACCAGUGGGGAUGGCUUUUACUACAACGAUGACCUGAGUAAGAGACCUCCAGCUGUUAAAUAUCGCCCUGACCAGUUCAGGGGCUACAACACAGACCUCUGUGGGUUGUGGAUUUACAAGCUGGAGAGUCGCGUGGGCAUCAACUACCGGCUGAAGUGCCUGGCAUGGACGGGGCAGCAGCAGGAGCCACGGGCAUGGAGCCAGGGCCUGCCCACCUGCCCCUGCUCCCUGCAGCAAGGGCAGCAGGACCCACGCUUCAAGAGCAGCCGUGGAGGCCGGUGGGCUGCCCGUGUCUCCAUGCUGCACUCAGCCUCCCCCAACCAGCACGGCGCCGGCGUCCGCUGCCUGUACGACAGCCAGAACCAGCUCAUCGAGGGGCGUCAGGAGAGGUACUGGAGGUCCUCCAGGCAGGCGUCGCCCUAUCGUGACCAGGAGCUGAAGCUGUACGACUGGUGCUGCAACCGAGCGGGCAGCGCCCACCUCUGCGCCCGCUACAGUGAGAAGCGGCCGAAGAUCGGCUGUGACGGAUACCAGUCACCUGGCAUGGAUUCCUCAGAGGAGAUAGAGAGAGACUCAGAUGAGGAAACAGAUGGAGACGACAAGUAACUGGGGGGUUGCACACCCACAGCAUGGUCUGAGCCACGGCUGAUCCUUCGGAUCCUUUGCUCUGCUCAUCCCCUCUGUCCUCCCCUAGAACCCAUCGCCCCUGCCCACCAUGCAGGGCAUCUCACUUGUCCAGUGCCCGUGGUUGCCUGCACUGGCAACUCCGUAUUUCUACAUGAACUAUAUGUUUCUAACCCAGACUUAUCCCAAGGAGUCAGUUGUUUCAGUUGUCCUUUCCCAGCUGCAGUUGAGUGGGUGCCCAUGGGCACCUCCUUGCUGGCGGGGAGGUGGGCAGGUACCCCCCACCACACACACCCCACCCUUGUCCUUCCUACAUCCCGCUGUGUUCCCAUGCUGCAGGGUGAGCCUGGACCCCUGGCACCCAGGGAAAAGGUUUCUACACCUCGCAUGGGUUGACUGUGGCCAAUCCCCUGAGUGCCAGGGUGCACCAGGCUGGUCCCAUGAGCCAGUCCUGUCUUGUCCCCCACUUCUGCCCCCCAGCCAUCCCUCACUGAGUGGUCCCUGGGUCCUGUGCCCAAGAGAAGGAACCGAUUCUCCGGAUCAAGCCAGAAUCAGCUUGUCAUGUCUGCUGGGUGUGUGAGGGCAAAAUGCAACCCCAUGAUCAGAAAUGUUGGGAGAAAAAUAAUUUUUUGUGUGUAAGUGAGCAUAUUCCUUUCUUACAAAAAAUAAAUCAUUGCCAAAUCUUGUUUGUUCAAUA